CAUAACGCUUUGACAUCUUGGAUCAGCUGUUGGUCAGGUGAACACAGAACGGCGCUAUGAAUGAAGAGCAGUGAAGAAGGGGCUACAAUAGAGAGACAGCGAAAGGAUCCGUGUCAUGAUGGUGCUCGUAUUGAUUGUCGCAGGUCUUGGGGUGGUCGCACUGCUCAUGGUUUUAUUCGCACCCCACAUUAGGAAAUACUCAGCAGGUGGAGCAUGUAUGUCUAUGACUCGGCUGGACGGGAAGACGGUCCUGAUUACUGGAGCCAACACUGGUAUUGGGAAGGAGACUGCUCUGGACCUGGCUAUCAGAGGUGCGAGGGUGAUCAUGGCGUGCAGGGAUGUGGAGAAGGGUGAGGCGGCCGCAGCAUCGAUACGACGCAUCUACUCUAAGGCAAACGUAGAGGUCCGAGAGCUAGACCUGGCUGAUACCAGCUCCAUACGGGCCUUUGCUCAACGCUUCCUCCGAGAGGUCAACCACCUCCACAUCCUGAUCAACAAUGCUGGGGUCAUGAUGUGUCCCUACAUGAAGACCAAGGACGGUUUCGAGAUGCAGCUGGGGGUCAACCACCUGGGUCACUUCCUGUUGACGUACCUCCUGAUUGGCCUGCUAAAGCGGAGCGCACCGGCCCGCAUCGUCGUGGUUUCAUCCCUGGCUCAUAACUUUGGCUGGAUCCGCUUCCAUGACCUCCUCAGUCAGGGCAGCUACAACAGCGGCCUCGCAUACUGCCAGAGCAAGCUGGCCAAUGUCCUGUUUGCUAGGGAGCUGGCCCGCAGACUCAAAGGUUCCAGUGUGACGGUGAACUCUGUCCACCCGGGGUCGGUGUGUUCAGACCUGGUACGCCACUCCACCAUCAUGUCUCUGCUGUUCUCUCUGUUCUCCUUGUUCCUGAAGAGCCCUCGGGACGGGGCCCAGACAUCCAUCUACUGCGCUGUGGCAGAGGAGCUGCACUCCCUCACCGGGAAGCACUUCAGUGACUGUGCCCCGGCCUUCGUGGCACCCCAGGGGAGGAAGGAGGAGACAGCCACGAAGCUGUGGGACGCCAGCAGUGAGCUCCUGGGCAUCGUCUGGGACGACUGAUCUGAACCACCCUGAUAACACUAUCCACAGCUUGCAUCGCCAAGUGCACAC
Messenger RNA from Oncorhynchus masou masou (cherry salmon), 1129 nucleotides. RefSeq names its product retinol dehydrogenase 12-like. The coding region runs from base 116 to 1078 and encodes 320 amino acids. The transcript is spliced from 7 exons. Lineage: Eukaryota; Metazoa; Chordata; Actinopteri; Salmoniformes; Salmonidae. The record is from RefSeq and is a predicted model, not a curated record.